Messenger RNA from Petromyzon marinus (sea lamprey), 1289 nucleotides. Lineage: Eukaryota; Metazoa; Chordata; Hyperoartia; Petromyzontiformes; Petromyzontidae. The record is from RefSeq and is a predicted model, not a curated record.
CUCUGCUCUAGGCAAUGGAGUCUGACGAUUUGGAGCCCUUCAACGUGAACCUGUCGUGGCUGGCGGGCCUGGACGACGAGGAGAACGCCACCGCCCCGCACGACGCCGGCUGCGACCUCUCGGCGACGUGGCUCUUCCAGCGCAACUUCCUCGUGGCCGCCUACUCGGCGGUGUGCCUCCUGGGCCUGGCGGGCAACGCCCUCGUCGCCGUGGUGCUCACCCUGCAGCCGCGCUCCCGCGGGCAGCCCACCGCCGCCGACCGCUUCCUCCUGAACCUGGCGGCCGCCGACCUCCUCUUCGUCGCCACGCUGCCCUUCGUGGCGGCGAACGCGACGGCGCGCUGGCGGCUGGGCACCGCGCUGUGCCGCGCGGUGCACGCGGUGCACACCCUCAACCUCAGCUGCAGCAUCCUGCUGCUGGCGUGCAUCGGCGUCGACCGCUACCGCGCCAUCGUGCACGCCACGACGGCGCGCCGCGACGGGAACCGUGCCGGGGCGGCCGCGGCGGCCGCCCGCGGCUCGCGCGCCUGCGCCCUAGUCUGGCUCUUCUCGCUGGCGCUCACGGCCCCCGACUUCGCGUUCGGCGCCGUCACCACGGACCCGCUGAGCGGCGCCAGCCGCUGCGAGCACGCCUACCCCGAGGGGCAGGCGGCCGCGUGGCGAGCCGCGCUGCGGGCCAAGCACCUGCUGCUCGCCUUCGUCGCGCCCGGCGCCGUCAUGCUCUUCUGCUACUGCAGCAUCAUCCGCCGGCUGUCGCGCUCGCAGGUGCACGAGCGCCGCAAGGCCGUGCGGGUGACCGUCGCCAUCGUGGCCGUCUUCUUCGCCUUCUGGCUGCCCUACAACGCGGUGGUGGUGGCCGACACGCUGGCGCGACUCGGCGUCGGCGGUCCGGGCGCCGAGCAGCGGCCGCAGGACGGCGCGGACGCGGGGUCGGAGGCGGCCGCGGCGCGGUCGUGCGCCCUCGAGGAGACGCUGGCGCGGGCGCUCGCCGUCACGGAGGGCCUGGGCUUCGCCCACUGCUGCCUCAUCCCCGUGCUCUACGCCUUCAUCGGGGAGAAGUUCAAGCGCCGCCUGGGCCGGCUGCUCAAGCACUUGCGCUCCUCGCGCAAGGCGAGCGGCGGCGGAGGGGUGGGAGGGGGAGGGGCGGUGCACGCGAUAGCGCGGUACCCGGCCAGCGGCAGCGCCCACUACCAGCGCGGCCGCGUCACCUCCGUCACGUCCGAGUCGGAGUUCUCCAGCUGCUGAAGACGCCCCGAGGAGAGAUGGUGGUGGUGGUGGGGGGAAGGGGGG